Messenger RNA from Hyalella azteca, 1303 nucleotides. Its product is annotated as isatin hydrolase-like. Gene Ontology annotation, molecular function: arylformamidase activity. Lineage: Eukaryota; Metazoa; Arthropoda; Malacostraca; Amphipoda; Hyalellidae. The record is from RefSeq and is a predicted model, not a curated record. The transcript is spliced from 6 exons. Bases 90 to 926 code for a protein of 278 amino acids.
GGCACUGCCUCCAGAGAAAGUGGUUCUGUUGGUGCGCUUAUCCCACUUCAUCGCCGGGCAUCAGAUUUUUCAAGACAUUCAAAGCGACUAUGUUGUUUAUUUUACUAUUUUCUGUAGUCAGUGUUCAUGGUGAACAAUUAGUAGAUAUGAGUCAUCCUGUUGACGAAAACAGCAUAACAUGGGUGGGGCUCAAGCCUUUCAGUAAAUCGCAAAAUUUCAAGGGAUAUACCGAUCGUAACUAUUGGUACGAAAGCUAUAACGUGGCCUUCCCAGAGCACAUUUCAACUCACAUCGACGCACCCAAUCAUUUUGCCUACAAAGGCUCGUCAGUUGACGACAUCCCAAUCAGUGAUUUGGUGGCGCCAGCGGUUGUAAUUGACAUGCGAGAGAAAGCAUCUCAGAACGACGUCGCCGAGCUGUCAACAGACGACGUCAUGGAAUGGCUGGAUCAGCAUGGACCUCUUCCUGAUGGCGUUGUGGUUUUCGUCCUGACGGGAUGGGGAGAGCAGUAUCACAACAAGACGUCUUAUUUGGGCACUGACUCUAGUGACGCUUCAAAACUUCGCUUCCCUGGUGUCAGUGAGGGAGCAGCACAGCUCAUGGCCAGCCACCACGAAGCCUUCGGACGUCGGAUUUUGGGUGUGGGCAUCGACACGGCGUCCAUUGAUCACGGUCCUUCGCAAGAUUUCAAAGCGCACAGAGCUCUCGCGGCAAAGAAUAUUUACAUGCUCGAGAACGUCGCCAAUAUUCAUCUGUUGCCCACCACCGGAGCGGAGGUGACUGUACUGCCCCUCAAGCUGGCCGGAGGCAGCGGCGGUCCGUGCCGGAUUCUGGCGCGCAUUCCGGACUCCGGAGCAGUUGGUCGAUCCAGCUCUGUUCUCGCCAGCCUCGUUAUUAUGCUUUUUCCAAUUCUAAUUCUUCGUUAGCUGAGAAAAUUAUUCAUCACCUGAUGGCUCAUACUGAAAAUGUACACAUUUUAUAAAAUUAAAUCACGAAUAUUUUUUUUAACGUAGUCGUCCAUCAGUCGUCGUGGUUGAUGGAUCCCAGAAAAAGCGCCGAAGCAUCACGAUUAUAGAAAACGCAGUCAUUCAACAAAAAAAUGCUUCAGAUCAACAGCGGCAAGCCGGCAACUCCUCGGCAGCGAUCAACAUGUCUAGUAUCAGCAACACAUCUAGUCAAUUACUGUCUAAAAUCUUUUUAAUUCGGGAUGAAUUACUUACCCCGAUAAUUGUACAGAUUUGUUGUUUAAAGAUUGAUAAUAAAUUUAAAAUUGAUCCAUGACAUCGAUAUUAGAAUAGAAUAG